AAGAUGAUUUUGACUUCAGCUGAAGAUCUACCUGAAAGUAGUCAAGAAAAGAGAUUAAACACGAACGUAGUUCUUCCUAGACGAUUUAGACAAUAAAAUAAAUCUAAAAUAAAACGUCUUCAUAUAAAAUAAAAUGGCUCUUCACGCAUCUCCCUUCCAGCUUUUUUACUUUCUCGUAGAAUGGUUUGUGCUACAAGUCCUCCGUUUGUUUCAGGGUCCGUCUCCGAGAACGGAAGAAUCUGUACAAGGAAAAGUUGUUGUAAUCACAGGAGCUAAUUCGGGAUUGGGCAAAUAUGUCGCGGACGAAAUGGCCAAGCGGGGGGCCACAGUUGUAAUGGCAUGUCGCAAUAUGGUCGAAGGACAGAAGGCUUUAGAGGAAAUUAAAAGAAAUAGCGGAUCAACGACCGUUGAGUUGUCCGAGUUGGAUUUGUCUGAUGUUUCUUCCAUUCGGAAGUGUGCGGCAUCACUAAAAUCGAAAUACCCUACAAUUGACAUUUUAAUUAACAAUGCUGGAAUAUCCCUCGAUUGUGCAGAGCGUAGGUUCACUAAAGAUGGUUUCGAACUUCAUCUUGGGACAAAUCAUCUUGGCCAUUUCUUACUUACAAACUUGCUGCUGGAUAAUAUUAAGAAGGCUUCAAGCGGAAGGAUAAUAACAGUGUCCAGUACGGCCGCGGUGAUGUCCAACUUAAACAUUGAUAAUUUGAUGCUCGAAAAUUCUGGACUUGGGUUGGGCAACACAAUGCCGUACAAUAACUCAAAACUUGCCAACGCUUUAUUUUCCAAGGAACUGGGCAAAAGGCUAAAUGGCACUCGGGUGAAAACGUAUUCUGUUUGUCCUGGCCUCGCAAGGAGCAAUAUUUUUCAACAUUAUUCCACUACCGGAAAGAUUUCAAUGGGAUUAGGAAAAUACACAUUCUUUCUGCCUGUAAACAAGGCUGGCGAUAUCAUAUUAUUUUGCGCCUUGGCAAAGGAAUUGUCAAUCAGCUCUGGAAAGAUGUAUCGCUUUGGGCGACAGUUUUCGUCGAUCGAACCUUUGUUGACAGAUCAUUUGGCCACAGCAUUGUGGGAAAAAAGCGAACAACUUGUUGGUAUCCAAUAAGAUUAUAAACACAGAAUGUUCGACAUAAUAACAUUGGUAUUAAAUUAUUGCACAUUCAAUGCACACUUAAUAAUGUGAUAAUCAUUUCUCAUCAUUCAAGUUAUUACUUUUUUAUAAGCUAAUAAAAAAUAUGGUACAUAUAGACAUUACUGCAUUAAUUUUGUUGUUAAAUAAUAAGCAAUUUCUCAUUCUAACAAUAAACACAAAUUAUACGAA
Messenger RNA from Folsomia candida, 1315 nucleotides. Its product is annotated as retinol dehydrogenase 12. The transcript is spliced from 7 exons. NCBI's taxonomy places the organism in Eukaryota, Metazoa, Arthropoda, Collembola, Entomobryomorpha, Isotomidae. The record is from RefSeq and is a predicted model, not a curated record. The coding region runs from base 134 to 1099 and encodes 321 amino acids.